AUGGGUAGGGACACACCUAGAUAUACCUGGGGACACACCUGGGGCACAUCUGGGGCACACCCGGGACACCUGUGGUUCGACGGGCAGGUGCACGCGGCCGACACCAGCGAGGACCAGUCAGGCCAGAGCUUUGACCAGUCCUCGGAGUCGUGGGCGCUGCUCAGCCAGGUGAUCACGCUCUGCAACCGCGCCCAGUUCAAACCCGGGCAGGAGGGCGUGCCCGUGGCACAGCGUGACGUCAUCGGCGACGCGUCGGAGACGGCGCUGCUGAAAUUCGCGGAAGUGACGUCAGGGUCGGUGGCGGCCGCCAGGGGGCGCUACCCGAAGGUGGCGGAGCUGCCGUUCAACUCCACCAACAAAUUCCAGGUGUCAGUACACGAUGCCGGCUCCCAGCAGCUGCUGGUGCUGAAGGGCGCCCCCGAGCGGGUGCUGGAGCGCUGCCGGGGGGCGCUGGCCGGGGGCGAGGAGCGGCCGCUGGACCCGCGCUGGCGCGAAACCUUCGAGGGGGCGUACGCCGAGCUGGGGGGGCGGGGCGAGCGCGUGCUGGGGUUCAGCGCCCGCUGGCUCCCCGCCGGCUCCGUCCCCCCGGGCACGGCUCCCGAGGCUCUGGCCGAGCUGGCCCAGGGCCUUUGCUUCGCGGGGCUCGUGUCCCUCAUCGACCCCCCCCCCCGGGCCACCGUCCCCCAGGCCGUGCGCAAGUGCCGGACAGCGGGAAUCCGGGUGAUCAUGGUGACAGGUGACCACCCCAUCACGGCCAAGGCCAUCGCGGCCGCCGUGGGGAUCAUCUCGGAGGGCAGCGAGACCCCCGAGGACGUGGCGGCGCGGCUGCACCUGCCGCUCGAGCAGGUGGACCCCAGACAGGCCCGUGCCCGGGUGGUGACCGGCUCCGAGCUGGCCGCCAUGGCCCCAGGUGAGCUCGAGGACCUGCUCCGCACUCACCCCGAGAUGGUUUUCGCUCGGACGUCGCCGCAGCAGAAACUGGUGAUCGUGGAGAGCUGCCAGCGCCUGGGCGCCAUCGUGGCGGUGACAGGUGACGGCGUCAACGACUCGCCGGCUCUGAAGAAAGCCGACAUCGGGGUCGCCAUGGGCAUCGCCGGCUCCGACGCCGCCAAGAACGCGGCCGACAUGAUCCUGCUGGACGACAACUUCGCCUCCAUCGUCACCGGCGUGGAGCAAGGCCGGCUGAUUUUCGACAACCUGAAGAAGUCGAUCGCCUACACGCUGACCAAGAACAUUCCGGAGCUGACGCCGUACCUGAUCUACAUCACGGCCAGCGUGCCCCUCCCGCUGGGCUGCAUCACCAUCCUGUUCAUCGAGCUCUGCACCGACAUCUUCCCCUCGGUGUCCCUGGCCUACGAGCGCGCCGAGAGCGACAUCAUGCACCUGAAGCCGCGGAACCCGCGGCGCGACCGGCUGGUCAACGAGCCGCUGGCGGCCUACUCCUACUUCCAGAUAGGUGCGAUCCAGUCCUUCGCGGGUUUCACGGACUAUUUCGUGGCCAUGGCUCAGGAGGGCUGGUGGCCGCUGCUGGUGCUGGGGCUGCGGCCGCGCUGGGAGGACCCGCACGAGCAGGAGCUGCAGGACAGCUACGGCCAGCAGUGGACGUUCGCGCAGCGCAGGUACCAGCAGUACACCUGUUACACCGUGUUCUUCAUCAGCAUCGAGAUGUGCCAGAUCGCCGACGUGCUGAUCCGGAAAACCCGGAGGCUGUCCCUGUUCCAGCAGGGACCCUUCAGGAACCGCACCCUGGUGGUGGCCAUCGUGUUCCAGGUGUGCAUCGGCUGCUUCCUCUGCUACUGCCCGGGGAUGCCAAACGUCUUCAACUUCAUGCCCAUCAGGUUCCAGUGGUGGUUGGUGCCGAUGCCCUUCGGGCUCCUCAUCCUCGUCUACGACGAAAUCCGGAAACUCGGAGUGCGGAGACACCCGGGCAGUUGGUGGGAUCGGGAACUUUAUUACUGAGAGGAACACCUGGAACUCACCUGGGACACACCUGGGACCCUCCCUGAACACCUGGAACUCACCUGGGACACACCUGGACCCUCCCUGAACACCUGGGACACACCUGGGACCCUCCCUGAACAGCUGGAACACACCUGGGACACACCUGGGACCCUCCCUGAACAGCUGGAACACACCUGGGACACACCUGGGACCCUCCCCGAACACCUGUGACUCACCUGGAACUCACCUGGAGCUCACCUGGGGCCCUCCCUGAACACCUGGGGCUCACCUGGAACCCACCUGAGACACACCUGGGACCCCCCCCGAACACCUGGAACACACCUGGGACUCCCCUUGGACACCUGGGGCUCACCUGAGACCCACCUUGGACACCUGGGACACACCUGGGACCUUUCCUGAACACCUGAGAUCCACCUGAGACCUUCAUUGGAUACCUGGGACUCACCUGGGACCCACCUGAGACCCCCCUUGAACACCUGGAGCUCACCUGGGACACCUGGGACUCACCUGGGACUCACCUGGGACACCUGGGGCUCACCUGGAGCUCACCUGAGACCCACCUUGGACACCUGGAACUCACUUGGGACCCUCCCUGAACACCUGGAACACACCUGGAACUCACCUGGGACUUUUCCUGAACACCUGAGAUCUUCAUUGGACACCUGGGACUCACCUGGGACCCUCCUUCUCACCUGGGACUCACCUGGAACACACCUGGGACUCACCUGAGCCCCUCCCCCCACACCUGGAUUCAAUCCCCUCCCCCCCCCCCCCCCAAAUAAAGGCACAGGUGACUCCUC
Molecule: messenger RNA, 2762 nt
Organism: Oenanthe melanoleuca
Lineage: Eukaryota; Metazoa; Chordata; Aves; Passeriformes; Muscicapidae
Product: potassium-transporting ATPase alpha chain 1-like
Exons: 15
Coding region: 1-1959 (652 amino acids)
Biological process (GO): potassium ion import across plasma membrane; intracellular potassium ion homeostasis; sodium ion export across plasma membrane
Cellular component (GO): membrane
Molecular function (GO): ATP binding; ATP hydrolysis activity; P-type sodium:potassium-exchanging transporter activity
Source: RefSeq, a predicted model, not a curated record